AUGACAGCGGCAAGUAAUGGUAGUGCAACGAAUACAACUGUAGUAGCAGCGCUUUCCCACCAGGCGCAGUACUGUGGACCGUAUAAAAUUGAAAAAACGCUUGGAAAAGGUCAGACGGGUCUUGUGAAGACGGGAACGCAUUGUAUUACUGGUCGUAAAGUUGCUGUAAAAAUUGUUAACAAGGAAAAACUUAGUGAAUCAGUUCUUCAAAAGGUGGAACGCGAAAUUGCAAUAAUGAAAUUAAUUGAACAUCCAAAUGUGCUUCAUCUUUACGACGUUUAUGAAAACAAGAAAUAUCUAUAUUUAUUGCUGGAACAUGUUAGUGGCGGUGAAUUAUUUGAUUACCUAGUCCGAAAAGGCCGUUUGAUGGCUAAAGAAGCGCGAAAAUUUUUUCGACAAAUUAUUUCGGCUUUGGAUUUCUGUCAUGCUCAUAACAUAUGCCACCGAGAUCUAAAGCCUGAAAAUUUGCUUUUGGAUGAUAGAAACAAUAUUAAGGUUGCUGAUUUUGGGAUGGCAUCCUUGCAAGUUGAAGGUUCAAUGCUUGAGACCAGUUGCGGGUCUCCACAUUAUGCUUGUCCGGAAGUUAUACGGGGAGAAAAAUACGAUGGUCGGAAGGCUGAUGUUUGGUCUUGCGGUGUUAUUUUGUAUGCUUUAUUAGUUGGUGCUUUGCCUUUUGACGAUGAUAAUCUGCGUAACUUGCUAGAAAAAGUUAAGAAAGGAGUUUUCCAUAUCCCUCAUUUCGUUCCAGCUGAUUGCCAGAAUCUUCUCAGGACUAUGAUCGAAGUUGAUCCACAAAAGCGGCUUUCUUUAAGCGAAGUAUUCAAACAUCCAUGGGUUGCUGAUAGUUCGAAAGCUGAAAUGGAACUUGAACUACCGAUGGCACAAGUUGUACAGACGUAUAUAAUUCCUAGCGAAGAAAAUAUUGAUUCGGAUGUUUUUCGACAUAUGACUAAUUUGGGGUGCUUCAAGGAUAAGGAAAAAUUGAUCCGAGAACUAUUGUCUCCAAGACAUAACACAGAGAAAAUGGUUUAUUUCUUGUUGCUAGAUCGAAAAAGGCGUAGACCCGCACACGAAGAUGAAACUGAGGUUAUUCUUCGUAGUUCCAAUCUUAGUCAUGAUCCACCGCGGAAACGUACUGAUUCUUCUAGACUCUCCAGAUAUCCAUUUGGUUCAAUCAGUGAAGGAUCUCCAAUCAAUCCUCGAAAAACAUACGGGCGAUACAACCGAGGUCGACACUGCUCACUUGGUGGGUCUCCAAAUGGUUCGACUCGCUCAUCACCACGUGAGUCGAUCGGUGGUAGUAUUGGUCCUUUAACGCCAUCUUCACGACAAAUCUGUAAUGCUGCUUUACAAGUCGAAGAACAUGGAAGAAUUUCCGCGCGUGCUAGCAACUAUCACUAUUAUACCCAACCAGUUGAUCCAGAAGCAUUAGCUGUUGCAGCAAGACGAGUGCGUACCAGUAUCGAUGAUAAGCAUCUUCAAAGGAAUCUUCAACAUUCAAAAGCUGGCUCAAAUAUGAUGCCUGAAACAAAGAUGAGUUCAAGCUCGAGUGUUGGUUCUACAAAUGCAUCCACAAACAGUCUGAGUAGCACAAUUAGUACGUCGAGACCAUGGCGACGGUUAUCGAAUAUCAAAAAUUCUCUGUUGGGAACACCACGGUUUCAUCGUAGAAAACUGAGUAGUGGAAGUAGCGGAACUGGAGAGAGUGAUUCUGAAGAAAAUCAAAUGUUAGAAUCCUCCGAUUUGGUGAAGAAGUCAUGGUUUGGAUCCCUUGCAUCAAGUGUAAGUGUUGAGCGGAAUGAUGUGCAAGUACCUGCUCAUGGGAAGACAGUGAAUACCAUAAAAGCUGAACUUAUACGCGCUUUUCUAACGAUCCACGAGCUUAGCCAUUCUGUUGUUGGUCAGAAUUCAUUUCGUGUUGAAUACAAGCGUGGACCGACUGUUGGUGGUGGUGUUUUUUCGCGUGGUGUCAAAAUGCAGGUAGAUAUUGUCCAAGCGGCCCACAGAACAGCGUCAGAUGACGAAACUCCUAUGUAUGUUGUCCAAUUUGCGCUCCUUGCUGGUCCAGUUAGACGAUUCAGGAGACUUGUUGACCAUCUCACAGCUAUUUUGCAAGCAUCUCAACAAAGGUCUGACAGAAGCAUAGCAUUAAUGGUGCGUCCCAGGAGGCUUUCCGAUUCGAGUGUUAGUAGUGCCUGUUCUGAUUCAGAUUCUAAUACAGCUACAGCGAUCCCACAUGUUCGAAGUCAGACUACGGAAAGAGUUGAGACAAAUUCCACGUUUGAUAAGUAUACUUUACGCUCAGCAAGUGAUGUACGACAUGCACUACCAUCUAGCAACGAUUUAACUUAUCAGAGAUCUCGAAGAAACGUCUUGGCAGCUUAUCUGAAAUCGCCAGUUCCACAUAGGCGAAAUCCGUCGUUGAUAAUAAGUGAAAGUGGAACCCAUAUGAUAACAGGAUUGGGAUCCGUUGGUGGAAAAACACGUAAAGGAUCGUCCGGCACUGGAGUUACAUAUACAGGAAAUGUAAGCGAACAUAAUACAUCAACUCGGAAUAUGCUCGCAUGCAGUGCUUCUGUUGAUGAGCGUUCACCUGCAAGUGCGUGUAGUAUCGAAAACCGAUCUCAACCCGGCACACCUAAACAGCCGUUGACAUCGUCAUAUCGGCAACGAACUUCGCAAAUCCCUAUUCUCAAGUCUGACAAUCUUUGA
Molecule: messenger RNA, 2712 nt
Organism: Brugia pahangi
Lineage: Eukaryota; Metazoa; Nematoda; Chromadorea; Rhabditida; Onchocercidae
Source: the annotation of a GenBank genome assembly